Molecule: messenger RNA, 3560 nt
Organism: Cynara cardunculus var. scolymus (artichoke)
Lineage: Eukaryota; Viridiplantae; Streptophyta; Magnoliopsida; Asterales; Asteraceae
Product: RNA cytidine acetyltransferase 1-like
Exons: 27
Coding region: 76-3225 (1049 amino acids)
Biological process (GO): rRNA acetylation involved in maturation of SSU-rRNA
Cellular component (GO): 90S preribosome; nucleolus
Molecular function (GO): tRNA binding; ATP binding; 18S rRNA cytidine N-acetyltransferase activity
Source: RefSeq, a predicted model, not a curated record
ACAACCCGCCAAUUUAAGCCAACUCGCCGUCGCCGGUAAUUUCUGCCGAAGCCGAAAGCAAAAAACUCAAGCAGAAUGAGGAAGAAGGUGGAUGAACGUAUUAGAACCCUAAUUGAAAACGGAGUCAGAACCAGACACCGUUCCAUGUUCGUUAUCAUCGGCGACAAGUCCCGCGACCAGAUUGUGAACCUCCACUACAUGCUUAGCAAAUCAGUUGUUAAGUCUCGACCUAAUGUUCUAUGGUGUUACAGGGACAAACUUGAACUUAGCAGUCACAAGAAAAAACGGGCCAAGCAGGUCAAGAAGCUCAUGCAUAGAGGACUUCUAGAUCCUGAGAAGGUUGAUCCCUUCUCACUUUUCCUUGAAACUGCAGGAAUUACAUAUUGCCAGUACAAGGAUUCUGAGAGGGUUCUUGGAAAUACAUUUGGCAUGUGUAUACUACAGGAUUUUGAGGCCUUGACCCCAAAUCUUCUAGCAAGAACUAUAGAAACAGUGGAAGGUGGUGGAUUGGUUAUUCUGCUGCUUCGUUCUUUGUCUUCACUCACUAGUCUGUACACCAUGGUUAUGGAUGUUCAUGAGAGAUUCCGUACAGAAUCUCAUUCUUUAGCCACCGGACGCUUCAAUGAACGUUUCUUACUUUCUCUUGCAUCAUGCGAAUCAUGUAUAGUUAUGGAUGAUGAGUUGAAUAUAUUGCCAAUCUCAUCUCAUAUGAAGUCGGUCACACCAGUUCCAGUGGAGGAGGAUUCUGAGGGGCUCUCGGAAGCAGAUCGUGACUUGAAAGAUCUGAAAGAACAAUUAAAAGAUGAUUUUCCUGUUGGUCCACUGAUUAAGAAGUGUUGCACAUUGGACCAGGGAAAAGCUGUCAUCACCUUUCUUGAUGCGAUCUUAGAUAAGACACUCCGUAGCACAGUGGCUUUGCUUGCUGGUCGUGGCCGUGGAAAGUCAGCUGCACUUGGUCUCGCAGUUGCUGGAGCUGUUGCUGCAGGGUAUUCAAAUAUAUUUGUGACUGCUCCUAGCCCAGAAAAUCUAAGAACUUUGUUCGAAUUUGUAUCAAAGGGAUUUGAUAUGCUUGAGUACAAGGAGCACUUGGAUUAUGAUAUUGUGAAAAGCUCAAAUCCAGAGCUCAAAAAAGUGACUAUCAGAAUAAAUAUCUAUAAACAGCACAGACAGACAAUUCAGUAUAUACAACCACAUGAACAUGGAAAACUGUCUCAAGUUGAACUUUUGGUGGUUGAUGAAGCCGCAGCUAUUCCGCUGCCACUUGUGAAGUCCUUGCUUGGGCCUUAUCUGGUUUUUCUAUCUUCUACUGUUAAUGGCUAUGAAGGUACAGGGCGAUCUCUAUCGUUAAAACUGCUGCAGCAAUUAGAAGAGCAAAGUCGAGCAUCUACAAAAAGCACAGAUGCUGCUCCUUCUGAUCUUGAAGCAUACCCAAAUUUCCAAAAGGAACAUCAUUUACAGCAUGAUUCUUUUGGUCGGCUUUUCAGGAAGAUAGAUUUGAGUGAAGCUAUUAGAUAUGCAUCUGGUGAUCCAAUUGAAUCCUGGCUUAACAAUUUACUUUGUCUGGACAUCGCAAAUUCCAUCCCCAGCAUCAACAGGCUACCUCCUCCCAGUGAGUGUGAUCUGUAUUAUGUUAACCGGGAUACACUUUUCUCAUAUCAUAAAGACAGCGAGUUAUUUCUGCAGAGAAUGAUGGCUUUAUACGUUGCUUCUCACUACAAAAAUUCUCCGAAUGAUCUUCAAUUAUUGGCUGAUGCUCCAGCUCAUCACUUGUUCGUAUUACUUGGUCCUGUCAACGAGUCAAGGAAUCAGCUCCCAGAUAUUCUUUGUGUCAUCCAGGUCUGUCUUGAAGGAAAAAUUUCUCAAGCUUCUGCCAUGAGAAGUUUAAGUGCUGGUCAUCAGCCUUCAGGGGACCAAAUUCCAUGGAAAUUCUGCGAACAAUUCCAAGAUAAAGACUUCCCAAGUCUUUCUGGUGCUAGAAUUGUGCGCAUUGCAACACACCCAAAUGCAAUGAAGCUUGGAUAUGGUUCAGCUGCCAUACAAUUGCUGUCAAGGUACUUUGAGGGUCAAUUCACUCCCAUCUCUGAAGAAGAUGUCCAGAAUGAUCCAGAGUCUCCACAUCUUAAAAUUACUGAAGCGGCUGAGAAAGUGUCCUUGCUUGAGGAAAAUAUAAAGCCAAGGUCAGACCUUCCUCCUCUACUUGUACAUCUCCGUGAAAGACAGCCUGAGAAGCUACACUACCUGGGUGUAUCCUUUGGGCUUACUUUGGACCUAUUUCGAUUCUGGAGAAAACAUAAGUUUGCUCCAUUUUACAUAUGUGAAGUUCCAAAUUCUGUGACCGGCGAGCAUACGUGUAUGCUUCUAAAACCACUGGACACUGAUGAUAUCGAAGUUAGCGGAUCAGAUGAAUUGGGAUUUUUUGGUCCUUACUAUCGAGCUUUCAGGUCAGCAUUUGCUAGGCUUUUAUGUUCUCCAAAAUUUAAUACGAUGGAAUACAAGCUUGCAAUGAGUAUCUUGGAUCCAAAACUUAACUUUACAGACGUAGAGCCUUCAUCAACCAUUUCACAUGGUAUAUAUGACGAUAUCAUUAAAUCUCCAAUCAGUAUGAAAAGGCUAGAAGCAUAUGUGAACCACCUGGCUGAUCAUCAUCUGAUUUCAGAUCUCAAACUCCCCCUUGCAUACCUAUACUUCCAGGAGAAGUUCCCAGUUACUUUAUCAUAUGCCCAGGCCUCUGUGUUAUUAUGCAUGGGCUUGCAGAACCAAGAUGCUUCUUAUGCUGAGGGAGUGAUGAAGUUGGAAAGACAGCAAAUAUUAUCAUUAUUCAUGAAAGUCAUGAAAAAGUUCCAGAAAUAUUUGAACUCCGUAUCUUCGAAACAAUUCAGUGCGACCCUCCCCCCAGUCAAAGAAGUCGAGUUAAAGCCACACUCGAUUUCUGUGGAUGAGGAUCUUGAUGAAGCUGCAAAGAAAGUGAAGGACGACAUGAAAGCAAAGAGCGAUGGUUUGUUGAAUCUGGACUUUCUCCAGAGGUACGCCAUUGCUGACAAGGAUGUAGAUUUCGAGAGUGCUUUGCAAAACGGCAGCGGAAAGAUACCCUCUGGUGGUGUAGUUAGUGUUAAGUCUAGUAAAACCAAAGCAGAAAAAUACGGGAAGCCAAAAGACAAGAGCGACAAGAAAAGAAGCAAGGACGGCCAGUCUUCCAAAUCAUCAAAGAAGAAAAGAACAUCUUAGUGGACUUGUAUUCGAGAUUGUUCAGUUUUGCACGGCGGGUAUUCGAGAUUUUGACUUAACCAUGAAUGGUUGAAUAGUUUUUAAUUAUGAUGGUGAUGUAGUGUUGGUAAAAAGCUAUAGCCUUUGGUAAUCUUAGAAGGAAUGUUGUAUGUGGAACUACAAAUUUUAAGCAUGAUCGUGAUGCAACCCGAAAAACAUAAUUCAUGGGUCUGAAGGAGUGUUUUAGACUAGAGGUGUAAACAAGACGAGAUAACUCGUGAACUAUGAGAUAGACUUGGUCAACACUUUACUCGACACACUAACGAGUUUACAGCGAGCUUCCUGAUGCUUGACUU